Messenger RNA from Sporothrix brasiliensis 5110, 1866 nucleotides. Its product is annotated as 3-ketosteroid dehydrogenase. Lineage: Eukaryota; Fungi; Ascomycota; Sordariomycetes; Ophiostomatales; Ophiostomataceae. The record is from RefSeq and is a predicted model, not a curated record. The coding region runs from base 1 to 1866 and encodes 621 amino acids. The transcript has a single exon.
AUGGCCCCCUCUGCGCUCCGCAGGACAGCCGGCCGCGUCGUCGUGGGCAUCGUCGGUCUUGCUGUCGGUGCCAGCGUCGUGUCACGUGUCAAGCGCGCCGGCGCCCGCCUCACGGAGGAUCCCGCGACGAAUGCCGCGCGUGCCGUCAUCGGCCCUGACGGCGUUGUCAAGACAGAUGUGCUGAUCGUUGGCACCGGCGGCCCGGCCCUCACGGCCGCCCUGCGCGCCAAGUCCCUCGGCCUCGACACCCUCGUCGUCGAGAAGAAUGCCAAGGUCGGCGGCACCUCCUGCUUCUCCGGCUCCGGCCUCUGGAUUCCCAACACCCACGUACACAACGACGCAGACGACUCCAUCGAAAAGGCCUUGACCUACAUGGGUGCCAUCAUCGGCGACGCCGGUCCGGCCUCGUCCGGCCCCCGCCGCGAGGCCUUCCUACACCAAGGCCCGGCCAUGGUCAAGUGGCUCGAGAACGCUGGCUACCAGUGGCGCCGCACCCCCGUCUACCCCGACUACUUCCAGGACAAGCCCGGGUCGCAAGUCGGCGGCCGCAGCAUCGAGGCCCUCAUGUACGACGCUGCCCUGCUCGGCCCCUGGCGCGACAAGCUCAACAUCAACCCCGUCCGCCCCCCGCUGCCGCUCUACACCGACGAGCUGUCCAAGAUUGUGCGCGCCCGCUGCUCCCUGGACGGCUUCUUGACCGCCGUCAAGAUCUGGGGCCUGCGCCUGUACCCGAACCAGUUUCUCGGCGCCGAGCCCGUGUGCCUGGGCGUCAGCAUGAUCAGCCGCCUCCUCUACAUGAACGUCAAGCAGGGCACGCCCAUCUGGACGUCCAGCGCCAUGACCGAGCUGGUGGUCGACAAGGCGAGUGGCCGCGUGACGGGUGCCAAGGUCGAGCACGACGGCCGCACUGUGACGGUCGAGGCAUCCCACGGCGUGAUCCUGGCCGCCGGCGGCUUUGCCCGCAACGCCGAGAUGCGCACGACCUACCAGGCGCCGCCCAUCACGGCCGACUGGACGUCCGCCUGCCAGACCGACCAGGGUGACGCCAUCACGGCCGCCCAAAAGAUUGGUGCCGCCACGGCGCUCAUGGACUCGGCCUGGUGGGGCGCCGCCAUGUACGACCCCGUGUCCAAGCUGGGCAUCUGGUGUCUGUACGACCGCGGCCUGCCGCACUCCAUGAUUGUCGACAAGCAGGGCAAGCGUUUCCUCAACGAGUCGCAAAACUACAAUGCUCUCGGCACGGCCAUCUGGAAGCGCCACAAGGAGGGCCCCGCGGCCAUCCCGGCCUACCUGAUCAUGGACACCAACCACCGCAACCGCUACCUGCUCGCCGGCCGCUUCAUGCCCGGCAGCGCCAUCCCGCAAAAGGACCUGGACUCGGGCUUUGUCACCCAGGCCGACACCCUGCCCGACCUGGCGGCCAAGCUGGGCAUUGACGCCGACGGCCUGCGGGCCACCCAGGCACGCUUCAACGGCUUUGUCGACAAGGGCGUCGACGACGACUUUGCGCGCGGCACCAGCGUCUACGACUUCUACCUGGGCGACCCGGCCUACGGCAACAAGAACCGCAACCUGGGCAAGAUCGAAAAGGGUCCCUUUUACGCUGUGCGUAUCUGGCCCGGCGACCUGGGCACCAAGGGCGGUGUGCUGACGGAUGAGUUGGGCCGUGCCCUAAAGGAGACAAAAGACGGCCAGUAUGCCGUGAUCCCCGGUCUGUACGCGGCCGGCAACUCGUCCGCCAGCGUCAUGGGCCGCACGUACGCCGGCGCCGGGGCGACACUGGGCCCCGGCCUGACGUUUGCGUGGAUUGCCGCGACCGACUGCGCGCGGUCUGCAGGUGUUCCGGGAAGCAAGCUGACGGUGUAG